Aedes albopictus (Asian tiger mosquito) is the source of this 651-nucleotide messenger RNA. RefSeq names its product eclosion hormone-like. NCBI's taxonomy places the organism in Eukaryota, Metazoa, Arthropoda, Insecta, Diptera, Culicidae. Gene Ontology annotation, biological process: neuropeptide signaling pathway; ecdysis, chitin-based cuticle. Bases 46 to 318 code for a protein of 90 amino acids. The record is from RefSeq and is a predicted model, not a curated record. The transcript has 2 exons. Gene Ontology annotation, molecular function: ecdysis-triggering hormone activity.
AAAACAUAUUUUUGAAGAAGACCAAACAAAAACAUUGUACGCAUAAUGUCUUUCAUAAAAAUGGCAGUUGCAUUCAUUGCUAUUGCUUCGGUAUUCAUCCUCAUCACUGAGUCAAAAGCCAAUCCUCAGAUAGAUAUCAUGGGCGGAUAUGAUUUGAUCGGUAUCUGUAUCAAUAAUUGCGCCCAAUGUAAAAGAAUGUUCGGCGAGUUUUUCGAAGGCCAUCUGUGCGCCGAAGCCUGCAUCCAAUUCAAGGGCAAAAUGGUACCGGACUGUGAAGAUAUCAACUCGAUUGCCCCGUUUCUGACUAAGCUGAACUAACUGCGAUGACCUCCGCCCUGCAGCCGACCAUACCACUACUAUACAAUGGACCUCAUCGCCCAGCUCUCAAGUGAUCUCCCACUGUUCCAGGGCAUUUCCUGCUUGUGACGGUUUGUAUAUUUUGAUUUCACCCAAAAACUGAAAACCGGGAGUAGAAUGCUCCCUUUUAAAAGUUCACAAAUAAAGCUCUAAACUCGAAAAUGAAUUCAAAAUUAUUCUAAUUUCCUUUCACGGGGUUCAACCAGUCAACAAGAAUGGGUCGUUGUUUGCUCAAGCCACCGAUGCGAAAACAAACCAUAUGGCUAGCCUGUCACGAUGACCACCUUACACCUC